UCUUUUUAACUCAUUUUCUUUCUUCUGAACAAAAAUGACAGAAGCACGCGUAGAGGUACCAGAGGAUUUUGACUUUGAGACAUACAUUAACAGUUACGAAGGUUUUACACGUAUCGCAAGAAGUCUGUUCAUUGCGAAACGCUGUGAUGCACUUGCUGUGGAAGGUUAUAAAACCGCCAUUCAUGAAAUCAAGACAACCACUAUGAACACAACCAAGUAUAAUUACACCUUGGACAACUUGAAUGCGGUCUUGCGUAGCCAAAAUCGUCCUACUUUGCCUGCAGAUCAAGACUGGAUCACUGAAACACAGCUUAGAAAUAAGGCAACCUUGGAUGCGUUGGAAAACGAACUCAAAGCAGCGAAGACAAGUGUUACAAAAGAAGGAAUUAGGGUUGCUCAUACCAAAUUGGGUGAUUAUUACUACAAGAAAGGUGACCUUCCUGCUGCCAUGAAAAAUUAUAUACGUACCCGAGACUAUUGUGCUACAAGUCAAAAUAUUAUUGAUAUGUGUUUCAAUACAAUCAAGGUCUAUUUAGAUGAUUCUAAUUUCUCCCAUGUGGUUCAAACAUACAUUUCCCGGGCAGAAUCUACACCCAACAUUACUGACAAAAUCGAUAUUCUUUCCAAAUUAAAAUGCUGCCAUGCGCUUUCAUUAUUAGGUGGAUCUGACUAUCCUAACCGUUACGCUUUGGUAGCAAACGAUUUAACAGAAGUCUCUUUCGAAUCCGCACCCCAUUUCAAUGAUAUCAUGUCUGCAAAUGAUGUAGCAAUUUAUGGUGGAUUAUGUGCUCUUGUUUCGAUGGAUCGUCGUCAAUUGCAGGCUCAAAUAUUGAACAAUACGAAUUUCAAGAGUUUUUUGGCGUUGGAACCAGCACUUCAUGAAUUGAUCGAGGCAUUUUACAAGUCAAAAUAUUCAUUAUGCUUUCAGUUAUUGGAAAACUACAAGCAUUCAUUAAAAUUGGAUAUGUACCUCGCAUCCCAUUUAGAUAUACUAAUUCAACUCGUGCGUGAAAAAGCCAUGGUCCAAUAUUGUAUACCUUACUCUGUCGUUGAUAUGAGAAAAAUGGCUGCCUCUUUCAAUAUUCCUAUUGAUGAGCUGGAGGAUGAUUUAAUCAUUUUAAUCAGUAGAAAAGAAAAGAUAGCAGCUCGUAUUAAUAGCCACGAAAAGAUCUUGUGUACAAGGAAGAAGGAAAAGAGAGAUCAGGCUUUUGAACGUUCUCUUGUAGCUGGUGCAGAAUAUGAAAAGGCCUCCAAGGCACUUUUAUUAAGAUUGAAUAUGCUGAAGGCUGAUUUGAUUGUCAGAUAAAGUAAAAAAUGAUGUAUUGAAAUAAAAAACAACGGUACGUUAACAGA
Messenger RNA from Mucor mucedo, 1353 nucleotides. Its product is annotated as 26S proteasome subunit RPN7-domain-containing protein. The record is from RefSeq and is a predicted model, not a curated record. Gene Ontology annotation, cellular component: COP9 signalosome. Bases 35 to 1306 code for a protein of 423 amino acids. The transcript is spliced from 5 exons. Lineage: Eukaryota; Fungi; Mucoromycota; Mucoromycetes; Mucorales; Mucoraceae.